AUGCGCCUCUCCUCGCACUUCUUUCCCAAGUUUGACAAUCAGUCCGAGGGCGUCCGUCUCUCGUCCGCGCCGGCUGCGGCGGGCGCGCGCUGCCUCGCCGUCUCGAAGAAGCACUCGGGCCACCUAGUGAUGGCACCGCCCUUCUACAGCAAGAACGGGACCGCCAACAAGUACUCGCGGCUCGGCGAGCGGCUGCUGCGCGAGCACUUCUCGGCGGUGUGGCCGGGCGACGCCGGCGCCUUUGGCCGCUGGUGGGAGCAUGCCGCGCGCUUCUCGCUCUGCUACUCGUUCGAGUGCGUGGCGCCUCGGGUGUGCGGCGACCACGGUGCGACGCCGCACGCCGCGUACAUGGUGCUCACGUGCGUCGCGCACGCGGGCGGCGAAGGCUUCCUCUCACCCGCCCAGCUGCUCGAGCUGGGCGCCGCGUGGCGUCUCCCGCUCAACGAGGUUUGGUACGUGCCGUGGGAGCGGGCGGCGGCGGUGGAGGACCGGCUGCACGCGGCGCGAUGGAGUAUGGCCGACGAGGACGCGGACGCGGCGCUCGAGGGCUGCGGCGCGGUCCAGCGCUUCCUCUCGCACGGCGAGACGCAGGGGCAGGUCCUCGAGGGGUUCGUGCUACUCGCUCUGGACCAGGCGCUCGAGGCGCUCGCGCCGCAUCUCGCGGCGUACGAGGACGCCGUCGCGCCGCACCGAGCUGCGGCCCUCGCGCGCGCGCUCGACCUCGGCGCCGCGUGCCUGCGGGGCGACGCAACCCUGCUGCAGGCGCUCGAGGUUGCCGGGCCGCGCGAGCCAGCACGCUCCGAGAUGGGGCGCGACGAGGCGUGGGGCGCCGCUUGUGCGGGGGAGGGGCCGCUGCCGACCCUCUUCAGGGCGCUGCGCGGCGCGCACACAGACAUGGGGGAGAUAUGGGGAAGAUAUGGGGAGAUAUGGGGGAGAUGCGUGCUGCGGCUCGUACGCCCUAGAAGCGGAGGACGCAUUCUUGUCUUCCAACUAGCGCU
Emiliania huxleyi CCMP1516 is the source of this 998-nucleotide messenger RNA. RefSeq lists its product as hypothetical. Gene Ontology annotation, molecular function: RNA ligase (ATP) activity. The record is from RefSeq and is a predicted model, not a curated record. Gene Ontology annotation, biological process: tRNA splicing, via endonucleolytic cleavage and ligation. The transcript is spliced from 3 exons. The annotation marks the transcript as partial. Lineage: Eukaryota; Haptophyta; Isochrysidales; Noelaerhabdaceae.